This is a messenger RNA of Myotis daubentonii (Daubenton's bat), 1282 nucleotides long. RefSeq names its product transmembrane protein 234 (gene TMEM234). The record is from RefSeq and is a predicted model, not a curated record. NCBI's taxonomy places the organism in Eukaryota, Metazoa, Chordata, Mammalia, Chiroptera, Vespertilionidae.
AGCCCUCGGGACGCAGCUCACAGGGUCCUUGGCCACCGUGAAGAGGAGGUCGCCCUCGCGGUUGUACUUAAUCUGCGUGAUGGACCGCUCGUGGCCCUGCAGCAGGAUCGGCUUCUGUGGGGACAGGACGGGGGAAAAAAAGCAACGUGACUAGGACCGGAAGACGCUUUGGCUCCACUUCCGGUUUGUGGGUCUCCGCCCUUUCAUUCCCGGAAGUGGAAGGUGCGGCGUUGCCAUGGCGGCGUCUCUCGGGCAGGUGCUGGCUCUGGUGCUCGUGGCCGCGCUGUGGGGCGGCACCCAGCCGCUGCUGAAGCGGGCCUCCUCCCGCCUGCGGCACGUCCACGAGCGGACCUGGCUCCGGCAGUUGCUGCAGGAGAUGAAGACCCUCUUCCUCAAUAUUGAGUACCUGGUGCCCUUUUCCCUCAACCAGUGUGGCUCCCUUCUCUACUACUUCACCUUGGCAUCAACAGAUCUAACUCUAGCUGUGCCCAUCAGUAACUCCCUGUCCAUCGUCUUCACACUGAUUGUUGGAAAGAUCCUGGGAGAAGAUAUUGGUGGAAAACGUAAGUCAGGCCACUGAACAUUUGCAGGCAUGGUGCUCACCACGGCAGGAAUUACACUCUGCAUCACAAGCUCAGUGAGCAAGACCCAGGGACAACCGUCUGCCCUUUGAGUGGGCCAACGCCACCCUCCAGCUCUGCUCUCUCCAGGAAGCCCCUUGGGCCAUGAGGUGCAGGCGAUGGACCUAGCACUUCCAUCUUAGCCUCAGCUUCCUCAUCUCUUACGGGGAUAAUUACUACCUCGAGGAUCACACUAAGAGAACAAGAGUGAAAGGGUUUUGUAACAUUCAAGAGCUGUUCAACGGCUAGGAUUUAGCACAAGAAACUUCACACUCAACCUCAACAACCUUUGGGCCCCAGCAGCUCUCUUCCUGCUGUCACAUGAGUCCCCCAGCCCGGCAGCUGUCACUAUGGUCUGUUCUGACUCUCACAGCAGCAGGGUCAACGGACUUCAGAGCCCCAGCUGCAUUGAAAGGGCCAGCUCUAGUCUUUAAGCCAGAAAUGCAAGCAGGAGGCCUCCAGGACUCAGAACGCCUUGGCUACCAGCAGAGGGGAGGGAGGUGCCUCAGAAUGGCAGAUGUAGGGGAGAUAAGCUGUCUGUUAGCCUUGCAUGUCUGCCCCUCUCAAAUAGAUAAGACACCUGUGAGCCCCAGCACUGCCUAACCAGCGUUUGGCGUAAUGCCUGGCGAGUAGUAGCCCGUAAUAAAUCUAUAGUAAACAGA